Molecule: messenger RNA, 1904 nt
Organism: Boeremia exigua
Lineage: Eukaryota; Fungi; Ascomycota; Dothideomycetes; Pleosporales; Didymellaceae
Product: carbamoyl-phosphate synthase arginine-specific small chain
Exons: 4
Coding region: 264-1703 (479 amino acids)
Biological process (GO): L-arginine biosynthetic process; 'de novo' pyrimidine nucleobase biosynthetic process; L-glutamine metabolic process
Cellular component (GO): carbamoyl-phosphate synthase complex; cytoplasm
Molecular function (GO): carbamoyl-phosphate synthase (glutamine-hydrolyzing) activity
Source: RefSeq, a predicted model, not a curated record
UAACCUUUCACGACUCACACAAAACCCACCAACGCCUCUCGCAGCUCGACACCAUCACUCACACAUCUCCCAAGGGUCCUUUAACCCGCCCUGUACUGACCUCUCCGGCUCUCCUUCCGUUGCGCUUAUGCGUGCUGUUCAAACAACCUUUACUUCCCAGGACUACAUCUCAGACCACCUGUGGAAGGCCUCAGUAAACUGAAAGCCUACCCAAACGAUCAACCACACUUCCACCGCUAUCGACCAACUCACACUUCGCCACCAUGUUGUCGCAAAUCAUCAAGCCUUCCGCCAUGCGGUCUGUCAAUGUCCUGGGACAAGUAACAAAGAACCGUGUCCAGGCGCGUUACCUGGCCACCGUCCAAUCCAGCACCGAACGCAAGAGUCCUUCCCCCCACCGAAAGUCCACUGAGAUCUCUACUGAGCGGGCUACCUUUACAAUCAAGAACGGCCCUAUCUUCUCAGGCAAGUCCUUCGGCGCCAAGGCGAACAUCUCUGGUGAAGCUGUCUUCACCACCUCGCUUGUUGGAUACCCGGAGUCCAUGACCGACCCCUCUUACCGUGGACAAAUCCUCGUCUUCACCCAGCCCUUGAUUGGCAACUACGGCGUGCCCUCAUCUGCCCGUGACGAGCACGGUCUGCUUCGAUACUUCGAGUCCCCCUACAUCCAGGCCUCUGGUAUCGUUGUUCAGGACUACGCUCUCAAGCACAGCCACUGGACCGCCGUUGAGUCCCUUUCUCAGUGGUGCGCUCGUGAGGGUGUCCCCGCUAUUUCGGGUGUCGACACCCGUGAGGUCGUCACCUACCUCCGUGAGCAGGGUUCUUCCCUCGCUCGCAUCACUAUCGGCGAGGAGUACGAUGCCGAUGAGGACGAGGCCUUCAUUGACCCUGAGGCGAUCAACCUGGUCCGCCGUGUUUCGACCAAGGCACCUUUCCACGUGAGCUCGUCUCUCGGCGACAUGCACGUUGCUCUCAUCGACUGCGGUGUCAAGGAGAACAUCCUUCGCAGUCUCGUCUCUCGCGGAGCUAGCGUCACCUGCUUCCCUUACGACUACCCCAUCCAGAAGGUCGCCCAUCACUUCGACGGUGUCUUCAUUUCCAACGGCCCCGGCGACCCAACUCACUGCACACAGACUGUGUACAACCUCCGCAAGCUGUUCGAGACGUCGCAGGUUCCCGUCAUGGGUAUCUGCAUGGGUCAUCAGUUGAUCGCCCUCGCUGCCGGUGCUAAGACCAUCAAGCUCAAGUACGGCAACCGUGCUCACAACAUCCCGGCUCUCGACUUGAGCACCGGCAGGUGCCACAUCACCUCGCAGAACCACGGUUACGCCGUCGACCCCACCACUCUCAGCAGCGAGUGGAGGGAGUACUUCACCAACCUCAACGACCAGUCUAACGAGGGCCUGAUCCACAACUCUCGCCCCAUCUUCAGCGCGCAGUUCCACCCCGAAGCCAAGGGUGGCCCUCUUGACUCGGCCUACCUGUUCGACAAGUACGUUGAGAACGUGCAGAAGUACAAGGACCUCCAGUCCAGCUUCUCCAACAAGAGCAAUAAGCCCAGCGCUGUCCUUGUCGACCUCCUCAGCAAGGAGCGCGUCGGUGUCCACCCCGACCAGCCCGAUUUCGACGUGGGCUCCCAGGCGCCGUCGGUCGUUGUUGGCGGUGCUGUGCCUUCGUACCAACCCAUCUCCACUGCUGCUUAAGUACGCUUGAGGAUGCUUGAGUAGGGGAUUGUUUGGUGGCACGAGGGAUGGGGUCUGGUCGUUUUUGGAGUUUUGACGCGGGAUAUCUGCGGGGAGUUUUGUUUUUAUGCUACUGGGAUCUAGCAAGGGGUGGACAAAUUGAGCUGUAGCCUCUGAUAUUUUGUAUAUGAAUCAAUACAAUCAACCACUUAAGACCAAAAA